AUGGCUACUGAAGGGACCUCCAUGCAGGCCAAUGCAAAUUCAGCAGACACUGCGGAAAUAGUCAAGGAACACUCGCAUGCAUUCCAGAACAGAUUGAAUACGACACAAACAGACAGUGACCCUGCUAUCGACACAGCAAAGCCCAAGCUGGACGGACAAGAACGUAAGGCAGCUACUGAGGUUGAACCAGCUACUGAGGUUAAGCCAGCUACCGCGGUUGAGCCAGCUACUGAGGUUGAGCCACGUAAGUCCGCUGCAGACACCGAGCCGCCUGUUGCAGAGCAAACUACGGAGGAGUCGACUGCAGCGGAUAAUGUGGAAUCUUCUGUCGGCAGUGUUCCCAUUGCCGCCAAGUCGCAGGAGACACUAGGGCCGAUGAAUGAAACAAAGGUCGGCGAAAAGCGUGACCUCGAUUCAACUGUGACGCCUGUCCCGGCUGGAACUGCGACGAACGGGCCUGAACCAUUGGAGGGACCUGGUAGCAAAAAGGCUAAGACAGACAAAGAACUUGUCCCGGGUCACAAUGGCACUACCGCUGCUCCUUCUAAAGCAGAAGACGAAAAACCGAAGAAGGAUAGCCGAUCGAAGACAGAGAAGAUCAAGGACGCUGUGAAGAAGGUUGUUCAUCCAGGAGAUGGCGUUGGCAGCCGGACCCGCAGCCGGACCAAGGAUACUUGA
Penicillium bovifimosum is the source of this 678-nucleotide messenger RNA. RefSeq lists its product as uncharacterized. The record is from RefSeq and is a predicted model, not a curated record. The transcript is spliced from 2 exons. NCBI's taxonomy places the organism in Eukaryota, Fungi, Ascomycota, Eurotiomycetes, Eurotiales, Aspergillaceae. The coding region runs from base 1 to 678 and encodes 225 amino acids.